Messenger RNA from Oreochromis niloticus (Nile tilapia), 3219 nucleotides. RefSeq names its product RNA binding motif protein 24a (gene rbm24a). The coding region runs from base 290 to 994 and encodes 234 amino acids. Gene Ontology annotation, cellular component: nucleus; cytosol. Gene Ontology annotation, molecular function: mRNA 3'-UTR binding. The transcript has 4 exons. The record is from RefSeq and is a predicted model, not a curated record. Gene Ontology annotation, biological process: positive regulation of myotube differentiation; mRNA stabilization; regulation of alternative mRNA splicing, via spliceosome. Lineage: Eukaryota; Metazoa; Chordata; Actinopteri; Cichliformes; Cichlidae.
CCUAUUUAGUUAGACAGCAGAGUUACCAAGAAGAGCUGGAAACACCUGAUGGUAUCUUUGGGACAAUCCGCUCCAUAUUUCUACCCUCUUACUGUCGCAAGUUAAAUCUACCUCCACGCUUCUUUUGUCUUCUUUUCUCUUCUGAAAAACUUUAGAGCCAACUGAUCUCUCACUUUCUCUCUCUCUUUCUCUAUCUCUCUAGUCAUCCAAAGUAUUAUCGAUAAGGAGACAUUGCACUACUACUAUUAUUUUUUUAUAGUUUCUAUUUAUUGUAUUUUUUGCACUAACGAUGCACACCACGCAAAAGGACACGACCUAUACGAAGAUUUUUGUUGGGGGUCUUCCCUACCACACCACGGAUUCCAGUCUCAGGAAAUAUUUUGAAGUUUUUGGUGAGAUUGAAGAAGCGGUGGUCAUUACCGACAGGCAGACCGGCAAGUCUAGAGGUUAUGGAUUUGUGACGAUGGCAGACCGUGCAGCCGCAGAUCGGGCCUGCAAGGACCCCAACCCGAUCAUCGAUGGCAGGAAGGCCAACGUCAACCUGGCAUACCUGGGUGCCAAGCCUCGGGUGAUGCAGCCAGGUUUUACCUUCGGUGUUCCCCAGAUUCACCCAGCAUUCAUCCAAAGGCCUUAUGGCAUCCCGGCCCACUAUGUGUAUCCUCAGGCCUUCGUUCAGCCUAGUGUGGUCAUCCCUCAUGUGCAGCCUGCAGCCGCUGCGCCUCCCACCGCCUCAUCCCCCUACAUCGACUACACCGGAGCCGCCUAUGCACAGUAUUCUGCUGCAGCAGCCAACGCUGCCGCCGCUGCCGCUGCCGCUUACGAGCAAUACCCUUACACCGCCUCCCCAGCAGCCACAGGCUACGUGGCCACUGCCGGAUACGGCUAUGCUGUCCAGCAACCUUUAGCCACCGCUGCCCCGGGCUCGGCCGCCGCUGCAGCCGCAGCCUUCGGCCAGUACCAGCCUCAGCAAUUGCAAGCUGACCGCAUGCAAUAGCAGGCCCUGCAAGCGCUGGACAUGCAGAGCAAGGAGGAGGUCCACCCCAGCUACAGCUGAUCUGUUAAAAAAAAGAAAAGAAAAAGGAGGGAGUGGCCUUAAGGGUGUGGCGUGUCAACAGCUCAGAAGCAGAGUUGCUUUAAAAAGGUGAUGAUGAUGAUGAUGAUGGUGAUGAUGGUAGUGGUGAUGAUGAUGGUGAGGUGGGAACUUUUUACAGUAACUUUUCAACUUGCUGUGCUUCAACCAAAAAAAAAUGAAAAAACAGAAAAUGAAAAAAAGCCGCAGGACAAAUAAUGAAAAUGGUUUUCUAUUAUUAUUAUUAUUGUUGUUGUUGUUAUUAUUACCAUGAUUAUUAUUAUCAUUACUAUUAUCAUUGUAGUACAGUACUUAUUUUUAGAGUAAAAAAGAUCCAGGAACUAAUCCCUGUGGUUGGUAUAGGUCCUAUUGCUGUCUUUAACGUUAGUUUUUAGGAAAAUACUCCUUUUUUUCCUCUUGUUCGGUUAUUUAAUGCCCUCAUAACAUUUAUAUUUAUUAUUUGUUAUUAUUAAACACUGAGGGCUCUGCUUGUUCUUUUUGUCUUUUCAAGUGCAUUUUUUGGAAGUUGAUAUUUUCUGAUAAUCAGGGAAAUGGAACUGUUUCCACUGUGUUAGCUAUUAUUUUGUGUGACUCGCCGUGUCACAAACAUUUGAAGAACUACCUUAUUAUCUUCCUGAUGCUGAAUGUCCCUUUUUUUUAAACUCUGUGUCUCUCAACCUCUUGACCUAUGCAAAGCAAACAAAUCACCAUGAGACAAAGAAACAAAGAAAAGAAACUGAAAAUGUCAUCAACUCUGACUUGACUCUUGGACUGAAAAAAAAAGAGGGGACUUGGCAAACAAAACAAAGGCACUGACAAAAGGAGAGAGACUGAAAAAAUGGCUUCGGACAAUGAGAAACACUAAAUCUGUUGCUUUUCCACGUUUCGCUCACAUGUAAACUGACACAUACAUCCAGAGCUGCACACAUAGCAGUCAAAGACAAAGGCCAGCGCAGUCGUGCUUCUCUCUGGCUCGGCUUUGGAGAGAAGCAGAAAGAGGGAGAGCAGCAGCAGCUGCUGGUGGUGGUGGUGGGGGUUGGACAGAGCCAGCUCCAGCGCCACACAGACGGAUCACUCUGGAAAGAACGCAUCACUUGUGCUCGUUUGUUGAGCUGUCACAUUUUAAUCCCCGGCCGAGCCCUUUGGGAACCAACUUUACCCCCCACCCCCACCCCACCCGACUCGUCCUCCACCCCGGUCAUUCAGCACUGCCCCCGUCAGCAUUUCCACCUCUGUGCUGCUGUAGUCAGGUACGCACUCACAAACACUUUCACCAAAGCCACCCCAACAACUGGCCUGCCUCAUGUCUGUCAAGAACACCAGGUGGGGUGGGGAGGAUGUGGGUUUCCUCUGUGAUGUCGUGUUGGUCUCUGUGCCUUAAAUGUGCCUUACAUUUUUACUGCUAUUUAAGAGAGAAAAAAACUCAAAAAAAGAGAGAAAUCUACUAUUUAAGAUAUUUAUUUUUGAGGGUUGACUAUGUUGACGCUCUGAGAGUAGAGACUUAGUGGCGGUACUGUAUUAAUAAUAUGAUGUACUCAUCUCAAGGCAUAUAUAAGUUAUUGAUUAGUUUUAUUAUAAUUAUUAUUAUCAUUAUUAUCAUUAUUAUUAUUAAUAACAUAAUCAACCAAAAUGUUGAUGUAGGAGUUAUUUAAAAAUGUGCACUGUACUUCUAUUUUUUAUCUUUUUUGAUUCUUCAGAACAUGACAUUAAAUAUUAGCUUCAUGCCUUUUUGUAUGGAAGAACUUUAUUUAAAUGCAGGCCUCCUUGCAUGCAGACAGUACUCUGCCUCUUCUAUGUUUAGACGAGAGGAAAAACUAAUCUUUUUUUUUGGUAAAAACAAGCAAAAAAAAGCUGCUUUUCUCUACUAGAAUGUAUAGCUGUUGUCGAGGUUUCAGUAGCUGUGCUCUUUUUUUGCUUCAUAUUCAUCAGAUGGGCAAUUUUACACUGUUGGGAAUUUUUAUACUUGAACUCUUUCUUACAAGGGAAAUAAGAUAAACAACAAAAAAAAGUUUAAUGAAGCUUUUCAUUGUCACUGGAUGAGGGCAUGUAAAGUGUUACUAUUAAAUGCAAAGGUCCUGUUGAUAUUAAAACCUUUACUUCAGAAUUUCAACUUAAUUUUCUCAAAUUGGAAUAAAAUGUUCUAUAUUUAA